This is a messenger RNA of Paramuricea clavata, 985 nucleotides long. Lineage: Eukaryota; Metazoa; Cnidaria; Anthozoa; Malacalcyonacea; Plexauridae. The record is from the annotation of a GenBank genome assembly.
AUGAACGACCUCAGUGGUCUAACAUAUGAUGAUGAAACAUACCGAUGGCUUAAAACUUUUGAAGACCUAAAGUGUUUUAUCAACAAAGCAUUAAAUAUAAAAGGCAGGUGGAAAUCUCCUGGAGGAGACGUCAAAGUUUUCAGAAGCGAUGGAGAAGGGGAAUUUGUCAUCAAAUGGCAUGGUCCUUGUUCAAAAAAGCUGAUUAUACAGAGUGACAAUGCCGAGGAAAACCUAAAGUCGAAUCUUGAAAGUCUGAUUGAUCAGGGCCCGAGCAAUGUAAACAUUUCACACGAAGCUACAGAUGUAAUUUGUCCAUCGGUGCCGGAUGUUUGUGUCAGUAUUGAUGAACUAUCUGUGUCGCAGUUUGCGAACCUGAAAGCGGAUUUUGCAAGUUUGGUAGAUAUUACAAGCAAUCUGUUAUCGAAAGUUAACUCUAUGCGAUCUAAGCAAAAAGAUUUUGAAUCCGUUAUUCGCAAGCAAGACGACGCGAUUUGUAAACUUAGCGAAGAAAAUUUAUUCCUCACGUCAAGCUUACUGUCCCUUGAGAGUUCAAUAUUCAAUGUAAUGAAUAAUAAUUAUAUGUUCAACAAUCCCAAAAACAGUAUGAAAAUUACCCUCUCUAAUGAUCCUGAGACCAUUGAUAAAGAUCAGUCAACCGACCCUAACAAAAAUACCUCCCACACCAGCGGACCAUUUUUACUGAAUGAAUCUAGUACGCUCGAUGAAUCUGUAACUAUAAUAAAAGAUCAACCUAGCGUUUCUGUAAGCGAUCAACCUAGCGUUUCGGUCAUUGAGGUUGUUGACAACCGCAAAUCAGUCGAAGCAACCAAACUAGAUAAAACUAGUAAAACCAAACCAACAAUGGACGAAACUAAUAGCAACGCCCCUGGAUCUGUUACUGAUCAUUCCAAUCGAGCGCCAUCCAAAUACUCAAAACAUUUAACCCCUUGUCCAUUCCUGAAGAAAAGAGGGUUCUGUAAAAAAG